GUGGGAGGCGGUGGGGGAGCCUGGGAAGAGCCAAGCGAGGGCUGGGAGGUUGGAGCCUGAAACGUGGAGAUCGGGAUUUAGAGACGCCAGACCCGGUGGAGACAAAGAGAUGGGGGAGGGGAACGACCCGCAGACUCGGACCAGACCUCGGGCUGGGGCAGGAACACGGGGCAGGGACACGGGAUUUCCGGAGACGGAGGGGAGCCGGUCAGCAUGGGCCCCGCCCGUCUGAAGUCACGAGGGAGGAGACAGGCGGUGGCGAGAACAGGUGUGAAGACAGCUCGGGGUGCACAGGAGACCCACAGGCCGAGAUAACGUGGGGACCCAGCACAGGCGUCAGCAAGGAGCCCGGGACCCUGACACCAUGUUCCCAGAGCCCCCGACCCCCGGGCCUCCGGCUCCCGACACGCCUCCAGACUCCAGCCGCAUCCACCAGGGUGCAGUGCCACCCUGGGCCCUGGCCACCAUCGUGCUGGUCUCAGGCCUCCUGGUCUUCAGCUGCUGUUUCUGUCUCUGCCGGAAGCGUUGUCAGAGGCGGAUGGGCAAGAAAAACCAGGCACAAGCCCAGGUCCACCUUCAGGAAGUGAAGGAGCUGGGCCGGAGUUACAUAGACAAGGUGCAGCCAGAAGUGGAGGAGCUGGAGCCCAUGCCAGCUGGGCUAGGGCAGCAGGUAGCAGAGAAGCACGAGCUAGGACGACUGCAGUACUCGCUGGACUAUGACUUCCAGAGUGGUCAGCUGCUGGUGGGCAUCCUGCAAGCGGAGGGACUGGCGGCCUUGGACCUGGGUGGCUCCUCCGACCCCUACGUGCGGGUCUACCUGCUGCCAGACAAGCGGAGACGACAUGACACCAAGGUGCAUCGGCAGACAUUAAACCCACACUUUGGGGAGACCUUCGCCUUCAAGGUCCCCUACGUGGAGCUGGGGGGCAGGGUGCUGGUCAUGGCGGUAUACGACUUCGACCGCUUCUCCCGCAAUGAUGCUAUUGGGGAGGUGCGGGUCCCCAUGAGCUCGGUGGACUUGGGGCGGCCAGUGCAGGCCUGGCAGGAGCUGCAGGCUGCUCCGAGGGAGGAGCUGGAGAAGCUAGGGGACAUCUGCUUCUCUCUCCGCUACGUCCCCACGGCCGGGAAGCUCACUGUCAUUGUCCUGGAGGCCAAAAACCUGAAGAAGAUGGAUGUAGGAGGACUGUCGGAUCCCUAUGUCAAGGUCCACCUGCUGCAGGGGGGUAAAAAGGUGCGGAAGAAGAAGACUACCAUCAAGAAGAACACGCUGAACCCCUACUACAACGAGGCGUUCAGCUUUGAGGUGUCCUGCGACCAAGUCCAGAAGGUGCAAGUGGAGCUGACCGUGCUGGACUACGACAAGCUGGGCAAAAAC
Messenger RNA from Fukomys damarensis (Damara mole-rat), 1375 nucleotides. It is a transcript of the gene Syt5, whose product is annotated as synaptotagmin 5. Gene Ontology annotation, molecular function: phosphatidylserine binding; calcium ion binding; clathrin binding. The record is from RefSeq and is a predicted model, not a curated record. The transcript has 9 exons. The annotation marks the transcript as partial. Gene Ontology annotation, biological process: regulation of dopamine secretion; calcium ion-regulated exocytosis of neurotransmitter; regulation of calcium ion-dependent exocytosis. Lineage: Eukaryota; Metazoa; Chordata; Mammalia; Rodentia; Bathyergidae. Gene Ontology annotation, cellular component: axon; dense core granule; synaptic vesicle membrane.